GUGUCAGUUUGCUUGCUUGCGUCGUCGCACAGCAUGUCAUUGCACAAGUAAUUAUAAAAAAAUAUAAUUAAAAUAAUAUUUAUUACAUACCAUACGUUGAAACUAUUUUUAUAAUAUUUAAAAAAAAAAAAAAACAACAGUGUGUGUAGAAAAAAUUAAAAACAACCAUAUGUCAAACUGUGACGUAAUUAUUUUAUUUAUUUAUUUAUUUAAGUUUUAAUUUUAAUAGUGUUUAUGUGCUAAUUGACAUUCCUAGCAAUUUAUAAUUAAAUAAUUUUUUUGUAUAUUUUAUAAAUAAUUGUUGUUAUGACAAAACAACCCGGUUAAUUUUUUUUAUCAUCACGUGACACUCAAUGAGAUAAAAAUAAAAAUGGUUAGCAAAAAUACAAGUGAGCCCAAUUUGGGUUUAAAAUCAGCAAUAACAUCACCAACACUGUCAUCAACUCCAACAUCAAAUGAAUACAAAAAAAUAAUAACAGCAUCACCAGUAUCAUCACCAACUGGAAGCUGUAAUAAUUCAACAUCAGGAAUAAGUCCAGGUGGUGAUUCAAAAAUACCAAGACCGUCGCCAACAGCUUUGCGUCGUUCAUCGAGCAUGCGCUUACGUGGUGAACGUGGAUAUAAUUGUAAUUUCAGGACCACUAGCUCUUCUUCUCCUGCAUCAAAUCCUAUAAAACAGUAUCAUCAAAGACACAAUUUACAAAGUUUACAACAUCAGAACGAUUUAUUUCCCGCAAUCACGGAGAAUGGAGUGGAUUCACCAAGACAUCGUACACUUAGUUUAUCACUGACACCUGCAAGACCGCGUUCAAGAAAUGCGGUUGGUGAAACAUCAUCAUCAUCAUUAAUUGGUGAUGACAGUGAUGUUGAAAGUGUUAAAAGUUAUGGAAGUGCAUGUAGUACAGCAAGUGCAUGUGACCAUGCACAUUUUGCAUUAAAUGGUACAACAUGGUCUGGUAGAUCACGUAAAUAUGUUGUUCAUUGUUCAAAUAAUACAAAUGAUCCAGAAUAUUUAACACCAACUCAACGUUCAUCACGUCAAAUACGUAGACUACAAAUACAAUUAAAUGAUGCUAAAAAAUUAAUUGAUGAUAAAGAUGCUGAGUUAGUAAAAUUAACCCAAGAAGUUGUUGAAUUACGUUUAUAUAAAGCAUCAUUAAAUAGUCCAGAUGAUAAAACUGAUAGUAGUGAUGCAUUAACCGUCCGUGAAAAUAAUCAAUUAUCACCAGAAACACCAUCAUAUGAUUUACCAAAUGAAAAUAAUAUUAUUAAUGAUAACAAUAAUAUUAUAACACAAACUAUUAAUAAUGAAUUGGCAAUAUCACUUGCUGAUUCUGGUCAUUUUGAUGAUGACACUAAUAAUAAUAAUAAAGAUUUAGAUUUAAAAAAUAAUAUACAUCAUGUUGAUCAUGAUUUAUCAAUAUUUAAAAAUGUAUUUAUACAAACAGAUAUGACUAAUAUUGAUUUAGAUAAGCUAAUUGAUGAUGUUAAAAAAGAAAUUGUUGAAAAUUAUGAAAGUAGAAUUGACGAAAUGCAACGUGCACAUAUUGAUGAAUUACAAGAUUUAAAACAAAAACAUAAUGACAAGGUUGAAAGUUUAUUAAAUCAAUUGUCAGAAAUAAAUACACAAUUAUUGAGUAUUCGUCCGUCCAUGGAUUCAGCAGAUGCAAAAAUAAUUGAGCUAGAAAAACAACUUGAAAAAACAAAAGCUGAAUUAAUUGAACAAAAAACAAUGAUGGAUGAACAAGAGGAGAGAAAUAAACAAAUGUACCUGAAAAUGUAUUCAAAGGGCCAAGAAGCAGCAAGACUUGAAGCAGCUGAUCAGAUAUUUGAACAUGCUAGUACAAAUCCACCAAAAGUAACAGUUGCUCAAUUGAUGCAACAAUUAAGUGUAACACAAAUUGAACUUGAAAAUAUCAAGGGUACAAGCAGUACAAGCUACUUGCCACAACUUCAAAUUACAGCUCAUCGUAGCCAGGGUUUAUUAAGUGCUCAGGAGGCUGUUUCUCUUUGGGUCCGUGCUACACGUAAGGCAAUGUAUAGAAGAAUUGUCGAGUCGAGAAAUCAAGGAACUUUGGAUCCAGAAAUAACACUUCAAUUUUUAAAAUCAGCUAUUUAUUAUUUUUUAACAGACAAAGAAAAUCAUCAUGGUCAUUUAAAUGCUAUUGAAAGUAUUCUUGGUUUUACUGAUAAUGAAAAAUUAAAUAUCGAAAAAGUUUAUGGGAAUAGAAAAUAAUUAUAGAAAAAAAAAGAAAGCUUUUAUUUAUCAAUGGUACUGACUUUAAAUUUUUUAUCUAUUAUUUUAGAUAAAAUUUUAUCAAUCGACUAGACAAAAUCAUUUAUCAAUGCAAAUAUAAUUUUAACUAUUUAAAAUUAAUUUAUUUAUCGAAAUUGUAAAUUGUAAAAAAAAGUAAAUCUAUUGGAAUUAUCAUUUUUCCAUUUUAAUAAUUCAACUAUUUAUUUAUUAAAUCAGUACCACAUAUAUUUAUUUUAAAUAAUCAUUAAAAUAUAAAUAAAAACUUGAUAAUUAUUGAUUAAAAAAAUUUUAUUAAUAGCUUUAUUAAUAUUUAAAUAAAUUAGCUAGAAAUUUAAAUAUUUUUCAAUGCAUUCGCUAGUUUUUUUUUAUGUGUAUCACGUGUUCUGAUGAUUUUAAUUUUUGUCAAUGAAAAAAAAUACGCAAAUAAAGCUCAAAAAAAAAAAAAAUGAUUAAUUGGCUGUGUUCGCGUUAAAAUUUGAACACCCAAAGUUAUAAAAAAAUAAAAUAUAUUUAUCAAAAUCCUUAGCGUUUGCUUCUAAAUAACAAAUCGUCCUUGAAUAUAUUUAAAAAUAAUUAAGAAGAAUUUUAAAAAUUAUACUAAUCAUCGAGACUGAAGGAAAGAAAAAAAAGAAAAUUGCCUUUGCAUGUAAAUGAGUGUCAAGCACCCAUUAUUAUAAAUAAUUUAAAAAAUGUAAUAAAAAAAAAAUAGGCUAAUACAUCCAUAGUUAAUUGACGGUCGAAAUAAUGUAAAAAAAAAAUAUAUUAAAUUAAUAAAAUAAAGCUAAACAAAUG
Aphidius gifuensis is the source of this 3049-nucleotide messenger RNA. RefSeq names its product rho GTPase-activating protein gacZ (gene qtc). The transcript has 7 exons. NCBI's taxonomy places the organism in Eukaryota, Metazoa, Arthropoda, Insecta, Hymenoptera, Braconidae. The record is from RefSeq and is a predicted model, not a curated record. The coding region runs from base 371 to 2236 and encodes 621 amino acids.